Molecule: messenger RNA, 3537 nt
Organism: Xiphophorus maculatus (southern platyfish)
Lineage: Eukaryota; Metazoa; Chordata; Actinopteri; Cyprinodontiformes; Poeciliidae
Product: protocadherin-8-like
Exons: 15
Coding region: 1373-3319 (648 amino acids)
Biological process (GO): calcium-dependent cell-cell adhesion; cell-cell junction assembly; multicellular organism development
Cellular component (GO): membrane; catenin complex; adherens junction
Molecular function (GO): calcium ion binding; cadherin binding
Source: RefSeq, a predicted model, not a curated record
UUACGUAGUGAAAGAGUCGAGCUGAGCUGAUAAUCAGCUGACAGCGAGGCGCUGCAGCAGCAGGUGGAACUAACAGGCUCCUGCUGCCCUACUUAUCCUGCUUACUAAUGCUGCAUAAGCUCUCUAAUGCUGCCUCACACACUCUCUGACACACACACACUUCUGUGACACAGCUAGCUCCUUCCAGCUCUGGAGCCGAAGCAUGAAGACAUGAAUCUGUGACAAAUCAGGUCCGCAGCCAGCGAGGCCGAGACAGCGGCCAACCGUAGGCCAGCCGGACGGAGAGAUCACACUUCUAUUGAUGACCCGGUUUGGACCAAGCUUCAGAGGUUGGACAGAUGGACUCACAUCGACUCGAGGAUUCUGGUCAGAAGGUUUGUCCUUCCUCCAGAAGCAGGUUGGCUAACCUCAGUCCGGCAGCCAUCUUGUUUCUAGAGAGAUGAGGCUUGUUCAGGGUCGUGACCAGUAGUGGUCUUGUUCUCUCUACAGGAUGAGACCUGUUCCUGUCAUUUCUCUGACCUCUGCUCCUGCUCUGACCUUGGGAUGAAUCUGCUGGACACCUAAGAUGUUUUCCUGUUGGGAAUAAUCUUGGGACUCCAAAUAGUGUGGAGAUUACCUUUGACCCUUCCUGGGUUUAUAAGAAGUGUCAUGGCUGUCUUAAGGCGUGCAUAUCUUAGAUCAUCAUUUUAACACCAUAAAUAAAGUCAGGAAUGAACCUUAAUCCAGAAUAGGAUUUUUUAUGUUCCAGAGAACAACUUGCUCCUUUUCUAGAGCUGCUGAUACAGACGAUGAUCUGUUGAUGUAAAGGUCAUUUUAUUUAUAUAGCACAUUUUCAGCAACAAGGCAAUACAAAGUGCUUUACAGGAUUUAAAAGGAAAUACAAGCAAAGGAAAGACUUGCAUCUCUGUCCACACAAUCCAAACAGUCUGAGUGUUCGCUAGUUCAGCCAAGUCCGUCACAAAUUUGUAGAUAAGUCAGGUAUCCGCAAGCUCCAAACAGCAGAAAUCCGGUUAUAAUGAAUAAAUCAAGGGUGAAUCCCGCCGGGUGUGUCCCGGCAGGACAAGAGGGCUCUCCUGCGCCCAGUCUUCUCAUCGAGAAAAUUUGAUCAAUUGCAUUGAGAGACCGGUUGACCAGACCCUAAUUUGUAGAUUUGGAGGAUGUGCAAGUCCUCUAUAUUUUUUUCUAUGAAAAAAUAUAGAAAAAGACAAAAACAGAGCAAGCAGGGCAGGGAUGGAGCAGAGGAAAAAAGCGUCCGCCUUCACUCAGAGCAAGAGAGUAAAAAAAAAAAGUGUGUUUUAGAGUCGAGCUUCAUCUGCUGGAACCCAGAUAUUCUGAUCCAAUGGCUUCUUUUGUAAACAGGUAAAGGAAGAAAAUGUCAAGGAUGUUCUGUCUGCUGCUGUGGCAGCUUGUUCUCAGAGUUUCCUGCUAUGUUGCUACAGCUAGUCUGUGUACGGCUGGCUCCAACAUCUUUGCGUCUGUCAGGGAGAACAGUCCAGCGGGUCAGUUCAUCUCACACAUCAGCAUCAGAUCUGACCCAAGAGCCAACACCGUGCGUCUGUGCCUGACCGGACCGAAUGCCAACUGGUUCUACUUAGAAGGUCGAACCAUCAGACUCAACUCGUCUGCAUCCAGAGUCCUGGACCGAGAGGUUCUGGGUCCGUUUCUGAUCGCCGAGCUCACCUGUUAUGAGGACGAUAUCAAACAAAGCCACUACAGGAUUCUGGUGGAGAUUCUGAAUGAAAAUGACAACAAACCAAAGUUCCUGGAGGGGACCAUCCAACCGUUCAUCAUCAGCGAGGUUGCAGCAGUAAACUCUGUGGUUUUCACUGUGAAGGCUGUCGACUCAGAUGGAGAUAUGAUCAGCUACAUCAUCGACCAAUCCUCGGAAGAUGCAUGGUUCUUCAGAAUCGACUUGCCCAACAGUGGGAAAGUGGUGCUGAGCAAACCUCUGGACUAUGAAAGCAGAACUCGGCUACAGAUCAUCAUGUGGGCCCAGGAAUCAAACACUGAGGAGAAGUUCAACAUCUCCACUGUCCUCACCAUCAACAUUGAGGAUGUUGACGACCAGUAUCCUCACUUCCUGCCCUGCACACCUGUGUCCCCAGGAGUCCCGAUCUGCAUGAACCCAAUCUACACAGCCAACAUCACACGAAAACACCAGGACUCGGUUCUGGAGUUUUCUCCUGGUCCAAUCAGAGCCAGGGAUGGCGAUCGAGGCAUCAACGCUCCUCUCAUGUAUACGAUCCUGUCAGGUGACAAUCAUGACAGGUUUGUGAUGGACAACAGGACAGGUGAGAUCAGGCUAACCAGAGCUGUAGACGAGCGUCAGCCAGGAGCAAACUUCACGCUCAUCGUCAUGGUGUGUCAGGUAGAGGACCGGUUAAAGUACAGCGUGGCCACAGUUGUGGUCAGGGUUCUCAGUGAGAACUCCUUCCCGCCAGUCUUUAACACAACCACCUUCAAAGGCUUCAUCAUCCAGAGCUCAAGCCCCGCCUCCAUCGUUUCCACCUAUGGGAACCAGGUGUUGCAGGUCCAGGUAUCUGACCAGGAUUUCUCUGAUGGAGUGAACCCAAACAUCCGGUUCUUCCUCCAUCCGCCAUCCCAACUGUACCAGGUGACCCAGGAGGGGGUUCUGAUCGCCCGGACGGACCAGCUGAGGGCCUUUGACAGACACAUUCUGCAGGUUGUUGCCAGGGAUGAAGAAUCGGGAGAAGAAGCUUCAGCUUCAGUGGACAUUGAAGUCCUGCAACGAGGACAGGCAGUGCCUCAUGGUGCGUUCACAGAGCAACAGCUAUUUGGGGAUGUGGACAGCAGGUUGGCAGGAGGAAUCGCAGCGCUGAUUCUGCUGACAUUUCUGUCAGCCUUCCUGUUUCUGCUGCUUCGAUUCGUGCGAAGGCGCCGGCCGCAGGAAGCUGAUGUCCUGCCAGCCACCACAACCUUACAGCACCAUAAGGUGAGUUCCAGGUCUCCAGGCUUCAUGGACGAGGCUCUCCGUCGCCAAGCCUCCUUGCGGUCAGGCAGCUUCCACGGCAGACAGGGUCUCUACAUCCGUAGGCAGUCUCUUCCUCCUCCAACGUCCUCCUCCUCAGCAGCAGACAGCAGGUCCAGACCUCAGUCUCCAUCCUCGGAGGUCUCUCUCAGCGAUCCGGCAGGCCGCUGCCACUUCCAGACGAAUCUGUUCGUCGUGGUAGAGAAACCUGCAGGUGUGGCGUCCGGCUGGGCGAGGUCACCUGACGUCACUGCAGGCCUGCAGGUCCAUGCUGGGAUGCCCCAGAGUGACGAGGACAUUAACAUUGACCAAUCAAAGGAGGACACUUGAAAGAUUGUUCCAGUCAAUCACAGAUUAAGACUGCCUGGGACACGCAAUGUGUGAUUGAUGGGCAGAUUUAAACUCAUACUCUCUUUGUUUUUAGUGGUUUGAAUGAAAAAUGCCUUCAGAAAUUACUUAUGAAUAAAAACAUGUUUAAUUUAUGUGUAAAAAAACAUUGUGGUACAAAAUCAGGAAGAUUUUCCCCUGAGACUUUAACUGUACCUGCA